Truncatella angustata is the source of this 1332-nucleotide messenger RNA. RefSeq names its product mandelate racemase muconate lactonizing enzyme family protein. The coding region runs from base 1 to 1332 and encodes 443 amino acids. Lineage: Eukaryota; Fungi; Ascomycota; Sordariomycetes; Amphisphaeriales; Sporocadaceae. The record is from RefSeq and is a predicted model, not a curated record. The transcript is spliced from 3 exons. Gene Ontology annotation, molecular function: magnesium ion binding; L-rhamnonate dehydratase activity. Gene Ontology annotation, biological process: carbohydrate catabolic process.
AUGUCCACUGUCCGAGAUUUUCCAACAAUCAAGGCGAUCCGCUCGUAUAUAAUUGGUGGUGUUGGCUCUGGUGGUGAUUAUCACAAUGUCAAGGGUGGCCAUUGGUUGAUUGAUUCUGACAUCUCAACUCCUUGCUCGAUAUGGGAUCAAUACAAGAAAUCGCGGACAAGCUGGGGUAUCAAUGUUUUGGGAUCCUUCCUGGUUGAGAUCGAGGCUACAGAUGGCACAGUGGGUUUCGCAACCGGCUUUGGUGGUCCUCCUGGCUGCUGGUUGGUUCACCAACACUUCGAGCGUUUCCUCAUCGGCGCCGACCCUCGAAACACGAACCUGCUCUUUGAGCAGAUGUACAGAGCCUCCAUGUUCUACGGCCGAAAAGGUCUUCCAGUGGCUGUCAUCUCGGUAAUUGACCUUGCCCUUUGGGAUCUACUGGGCAAAAUCCGAAACGAGCCCGUGUACAAGAUGAUUGGUGGUGCCGCAAGAGAGCGUCUCAACUUCUACUGCACUGGCCCUGAGCCAACAGCAGCCAAGGCUAUGGGUUUCUGGGGAGGCAAGGUGCCUCUUCCCUACUGCCCAGCAGAUGGCCACGAAGGAAUCAGAAAGAACAUCGAGUUUCUUCGCAAGCACAGAGAAAGUGUCGGGCCCGACUUCCCAAUCAUGGUCGACUGCUACAUGAGUUUGAAUGUUUCUUACACUAUCGAGAUUGUCGAGAAGACCAAGGAUCUCAAUAUCAACUGGUGGGAGGAGUGCUUGAGUCCCGAUGACACCGAUGGUUUCGAGCAGAUCAAGCGGGCUCACCCUACCGUCAAGUUCACAACCGGAGAACACGAAUACUCGAGAUACGGUUUCCGAAAGCUUAUCGAGGGUCGCAAUCUCGAUAUCAUCCAGCCUGAUGUCAUGUGGCUCGGUGGUCUGACCGAGUUGCUCAAGGUUUCCGCCAUGGCAGCAGCAUACGAUAUCCCCGUGGUGCCCCAUGCCAGUGGCCCCUACAGUUACCACUUCGUCAUUUCGCAACCAAACUCACCAUUCCAGGAAUACUUGGCCAACUCACCUGAUGGAAAGAGCGUCUUGCCUGUGUUUGGAGACCUCUUCCUCGAUGAGCCAAUCCCCACUCAGGGUUUCUUGACGAGUGCCGAUCUGGACAAGCCCGGUUUCGGACUUACAAUAAACCCUGCUGUACGAUCGAAGCUGAUUUCAUCAUCCUACCUCUUGUCGCCGCCACCCGCUGCUGGCCUGCCGCCGCCUGCCGAGCAGAAGAAGGAGCCCGAGGCUAAUGGUGAGCCCGGCCUUGUGCAAAAGCUCACGGAGGGCGUCAAGGAUCUCCACGCUGCAUAG